AUGUUUGCUCUAGCGGAAACCCGUCGGACGCGUGGCACUGCACACGCAGAGGAUUCAGAUGGACAGCAGGGUUCUCUUGGCGCCCUUGUGUCUCAAGGUCCCUCCUCAUCGUCCUCAAUCUCGUCACUUUUAGACUCAUUGGAUGCGUCAGACUCGGCUGCAGUGGAAGCGGCAGUAGAGGCAGUUCGCGCUUCUGGCGCGCUUCUUUCAUCUCGCCGGGUCUGCCUUCAUACGACGAUUGGAGAUAUACACCUAGAACUUUACUGGUGUCACGCGCCGCGGGCUUGCAUCAACUUCUUUCUUCUUGCAAAGACGGGAUGCUACGAUGGAACAGUUUUCCACAGAGUCUGCCAGGGGAGGUGGGCGCAAGGAGGAGAUCCAACGGGAACCGGAAGGGGGGGAGUUUCUAUUUUCGGAAAGUCAUUUGUGGAUGAAAUACAUCCAGAACUACGCCACACAGGCGCAGGUGUACUGACGAUGGCAAAUCAUGGACCCAACACCAAUACUUCGCAGUUCAUUCUACUGCUUGGGCCGGCCCCCACGUUAGACGGGAAAAGCACCAUCUUUGGAAGAGUAUGCGGUGGCAUCCAUACUCUUAAGAAACUAUCAUUGGUUCAGACUACCAAGACGGACAGACCGCUGCAUGAUGUCAAGAUCAUCAGGGCUUCUGUAGCGGAGUCAGCAGACUGA
Molecule: messenger RNA, 690 nt
Organism: Cyclospora cayetanensis
Lineage: Eukaryota; Apicomplexa; Conoidasida; Eucoccidiorida; Eimeriidae
Product: peptidyl-prolyl cis-trans isomerase ppi1
Exons: 2
Coding region: 1-690 (229 amino acids)
Biological process (GO): protein peptidyl-prolyl isomerization
Cellular component (GO): catalytic step 2 spliceosome
Molecular function (GO): peptidyl-prolyl cis-trans isomerase activity
Source: RefSeq, a predicted model, not a curated record